Molecule: messenger RNA, 6598 nt
Organism: Tupaia belangeri chinensis (Chinese tree shrew)
Lineage: Eukaryota; Metazoa; Chordata; Mammalia; Scandentia; Tupaiidae
Product: THO complex subunit 2-like
Biological process (GO): mRNA processing; mRNA export from nucleus
Cellular component (GO): THO complex part of transcription export complex
Molecular function (GO): mRNA binding
Source: RefSeq, a predicted model, not a curated record
GAUGCUUUAAUCUGGAUCCCAAUAGAGUUUUGGAUGUAAUUUUAGAAGUGUUUGAAUGCAGACCAGAACACGAUGACUUCUUUAUAUCUUUAUUAGAAUCUUACAUGAGUAUGUGUGAACCGCAAACACUGUGUCAUAUUCUUGGGUUCAAGUUCAAGUUUUACCAGGAACCAAAUGGUGAGACUCCAUCGUCAUUGUACAGAGUUGCAGCAGUACUUCUUCAAUUUAAUCUUAUUGAAUUAGAUGAUCUUUAUGUACAUCUCCUUCCAGCUGAUAGUUGUAUUAUGGAUGAACACAAACGAGAAAUUGUAGAAGCAAAGCAAAUUGUUAGAAAACUUACAAUGGUUGUGUUAUCUUCGGAAAAAAUGGAUGAACGAGAGAAAGAAAAAGAAAAAGAGGAGGACAAAGUAGAGAAGCCACCUGACAACCAAAAACUUGGUUUAUUGGAAGCUUUGUUGAAGAUUGGCGAUUGGCAGCAUGCACAGAACAUCAUGGAUCAGAUGCCUCCAUACUAUGCAGCUUCACAUAAGCUAAUAGCCCUUGCUAUUUGCAAGCUCAUUCACAUAACUAUUGAGCCUCUCUACCGAAGAGUUGGUGUACCUAAAGGUGCUAAAGGCUCACCUGUUAAUGCUUUGCAAAACAAGAGAGCACCAAAACAAGCAGAGAGUUUUGAAGAUUUGAGGAGAGAUGUAUUCAAUAUGUUCUGUUACCUUGGUCCUCACCUUUCUCACGAUCCCAUUUUAUUUGCAAAAGUGGUGCGCAUAGGGAAGUCAUUUAUGAAGGAGUUUCAGUCUGAUGGCAGCAAACAAGAAGAUAAAGAGAAAACGGAAGUUAUCCUUAGCUGUUUGCUUAGCAUUACUGACCAGGUACUACUUCCAUCUCUUUCUUUGAUGGACUGCAAUGCUUGUAUGUCUGAGGAACUGUGGGGAAUGUUUAAAACAUUUCCAUAUCAGCAUAGAUACCGUCUAUAUGGCCAGUGGAAGAAUGAAACUUAUAACAGUCACCCACUUUUAGUAAAAGUUAAAGCUCAAACAAUAGACAGAGCCAAAUAUAUCAUGAAGCGUCUAACCAAGGAAAAUGUGAAACCUUCUGGAAGACAAAUUGGGAAAUUGAGCCACAGCUAGCCAACCAUUUUGUUUGAUUAUAUCUUGUCACAAAUACAGAAAUAUGAUAACUUAAUAACACCUGUAGUAGAUUCAUUGAAAUACCUCACGUCAUUGAAUUAUGAUGUCUUGGCCUAUUGUAUCAUUGAAGCUUUAGCUAAUCCAGAAAAGGAGAGAAUGAAACAUGAUGACACAACCAUAUCAAGCUGGCUUCAGAGUCUAGCUAGUUUCUGUGGUGCAGUGUUUCGCAAGUAUCCAAUUGAUCUUGCUGGUCUUCUUCAAUAUGUGGCCAAUCAGCUAAAGGCAGGCAAAAGUUUUGACUUGCUUAUAUUGAAAGAAGUGGUACAGAAAAUGGCAGGGAUAGAAAUUACGGAGGAAAUGACAAUGGAACAACUAGAGGCCAUGACUGGUGGAGAGCAGCUAAAAGCUGAGGGUGGUUAUUUUGGCCAGAUCAGAAAUACCAAAAAAUCCUCUCAGAGGUUAAAGGAUGCACUAUGAGACCAUGAUCUUGCUCUUCCUCUCUGUUUGCUUAUGGCUCAGCAGAGGAAUGGGGUGAUUUUUCAGGAAGGCGGAGAGAAACAUUUGAAAUUGGUGGGAAAGCUCUAUGACCAGUGUCAUGAUACCUUGGUACAGUUCGGUGGGUUUUUAGCAUCUAAUCUAAGCACAGAAGAUUAUAUAAAGCGAGUGCCUUCAAUUGAUGUGCUCUGUAAUGAAUUUCACACACCCCAUGAUGCAGCGUUUUUCCUGUCUAGGCCAAUGUAUGCACACCAUAUUUCGUCCAAGUAUGAUGAGCUUAAAAAAUCAGAAAAGGGAAGUAAACAACAGCAUAAAGUUCAUAAGUACAUCACGUCGUGUGAGAUGGUGAUGGCACCUGUCCAUGAAGCAGUUGUCUCCUUACAUGUUUCCAAAGUCUGGGAUGACAUCAGUCCUCAAUUCUAUGCCACUUUCUGGUCAUUGACAAUGUAUGACCUUGCAGUUCCACAUACCAGCUAUGAACGAGAAGUCAAUAAACUUAAAGUCCAGAUGAAAGCAAUUGAUGACAAUCAGGAAAUGCCUCCAAAUAAAAAGAAAAAAGAGAAGGAGCGCUGUACUGCCCUUCAGGACAAGCUUCUUGAAGAAGAAAAGAAACAAAUGGAACAUGUACAGAGAGUUCUACAGAGACUCAAACUGGAAAAGGACAACUGGCUUUUAGCAAAAUCUACCAAAAAUGAGACCAUCACAAAAUUUCUACAGCUGUGUAUAUUUCCUCGAUGUAUUUUUUCAGCAAUUGAUGCUGUUUACUGUGCUCGUUUUGUUGAAUUGGUACAUCAACAGAAAACUCCAAAUUUUUCCACACUUCUUUGCUAUGAUCGAGUGUUUUCUGACAUAAUUUACACUGUUGCAAGCUGUACUGAAAAUGAAGCUAGUCGAUAUGGAAGAUUUCUUUGCUGCAUGUUACAGACCGUGACCAGGUGGCAUAGUGAUAGAGCCACAUAUGAAAAGGAAUGUGGAAACUAUCCAGGAUUUCUUACCAUAUUAACAGCAACUGGAUUUGAUGGUGGCAAUAAAGCUGAUCAGUUAGACUAUGAAAAUUUUCGACACGUUGUACAUAAAUGGCAUUACAAACUAACCAAGGCAUCAGUACAUUGCCUUGAAACAGGCGAAUAUACUCACAUCAGGAAUAUCUUGAUUGUGCUAACAAAAAUACUUCCUUGGUACCCAAAAGUUUUGAAUCUGGGUCAGGCUUUGGAACGAAGAGUGCAUAAAAUCUGCCAAGAAGAAAAAGAGAAGAGGCCAGAUCUAUAUGCACUGGCUAUGGGCUACUCUGGGCAGUUGAAAAGUAGAAAGUCAUACAUGAUACCUGAAAAUGAGUUUCAUCACAAAGACCCCCCUCCGAGGAACGCAGUUGCCAGUGUACAAAAUGGUCCUGGUGGUGGGCCUUCAUCAUCAUCGAUAGGAAGCACAUCUAAAUCGGAUGAAAGCAGUACUGAGGAGACUGAUAAAUCAAGGGAGAGAUCUCAGUGUGGUGUGAAAGCUGUUAAUAAAGCUUCUAGUGCCACACCGAAAGGGAAUUCAAGCAACGGAAAUAGUGGCUCUAACAGCAGUAAAGCAGUUAAAGAAAAUGACAAAGACAAAGGAAAAGAGAAAGAAAAAGAGAAAAAAGAAAAGACUCCAGCUACUGCUCCAGAGGUCAGGGUACUUGGUAAAGAUGGUAAAGAAAAACCAAAAGAAGAACGGCCAAAUAAAGAUGAAAAGGCAAGAGAGACCAAGGAAAGAACGCCUAAAUCCGACAAAGAGAAAGAAAAAUUCAAGAAGGAAGAAAAAGCUAAAGAUGAGAAAUUCAAGACUAAGAUAUAGCAAAGGAAAUGAAAUCAAAGGAAAAUGUUAAAGGAGGAGAAAAAACACCAGUUUCUGGGUCCUUGAAGUCACCUGUUCCCCGAUCAGAUAUUGCAGAGCCUGAAAGGGAACAAAAACGACGCAAAAUUGAUACUCACCCUUCUCCAUCACAUUCCUCCACAGUAAAGGUUACAGCCAUACUUCCCAAAGUUCCUCUGGGUUCUGAGAACUAUGCCAGCUCACCUGUCAUCUCCAUUCAUUUUCUACAGGACAGUCUCAUCGAACUCAAGGAGUCUUCAGCAAAGCUCUACAUUAAUCAUACUCCUCCACCACUGUCCAAGAGUAAGGAGAGAGAAAUGGACAAGAAAGAUUUGGACAAGUCAAGGGAAAGAUCCAGAGAAAGAGAGAAAAAAGAUGAAAAGGACAGGAAAGAACGGAAAAGGGAUCACUCAAACAAUGACCGUGAAGUGCCACCUGACUUAACCAAGAGGCGAAAAGAGGAAAAUGGAACAAUGGGGGUUUCAAAACACAAAAGUGAAAGUCCAUGUGAGUCUCCUUAUCCAAAUGAGAAAGACAAGGAAAAAAAUAAGUCAAAAUCUUCAGGCAAAGAAAAAGGCGGUGAUUCAUUUAAAUCUGAGAAGAUGGAUAAAAUUUCCUCUGGUGGCAAAAAGGAGUCCAGGCAUGAUAAAGAAAAGAUAGAAAAGAAAGAGAAACGGGACAGUUCAGGAGGAAAGGAAGAGAAGAAACAUCAUAAGUCCUCGGACAAGCACAGAUAAUGAAGACUUUCAGUCAAGGGUAUGGACAGACCCCUAAGCUGAAGGUCUCCCAGAGGAGGAUGCCAAAGCUCCAUGCGUCACUUUCAGGACGAUAUCUCCCAUAAUUAAGAGCUUCUGGUGCUGUCCAUUUAAUGGGAAUCUGCUUUAAGUCAGAAGAUGAAUACACACCACCAUCCUCUUGACGAGACAUUCCAAAGUCACUGAUUUUCAGAACAUUGUUUUCACCUCCAGGCAGUUCUUACAGCAAAAUCCUUAUGUAUACAGUUUUUACUUGAGAUAUGCCAUCCAGAAGCAGCAUCUAAUGAACAUGUCAUUGAGUUUUAGCUCAUCCUUCUUUCUCAGAAAGGAAAGGAAAUCGCCUCCUGGAACCAGGUCCUUAAUGAUGUAGAUAGGCUGUCUUUGUGUGCGAACUCCUAUAAUUUGACAAUAAUGGGAUGAUUACAUUGCUUGAGGAUUUUUGGCUUGUAAAAAUUUUAAUUUCAGUUCCUGGGAAAGAUCUUCUUUACAUGUUUCAACAGCAACAGCAAUUUUAUCCUUUGAUGUGCCCUUAAAUACAUCAUCGAAAUUUCCCUUGCCCAAUAAUUCUCUUAAUGUGACAUCUUUGUGACUGAGAACACGUUUUUCAUUCUCCUUGUUUUGGUAGUACUGAUCUCAUGAUGCUCUUUGCUGGAACAUCAACUUUUUUUUUCCCGGCAGUUAAAAAAUGGACAUAAAAUUCACCAUUUUAAAUUGUGCAAUUCAGUGGUUUUUAGUAUGUUCACUGUUAUGCAGCCAUCACCUGUGUUCAAUUCCAGAACAUUUCUAUCAUCCCCAAAAGAAGCCCAUGCCUGUUAGCAGUCACUCCAAAUUCUUCCUUCCUCUAGCCCCUGGAAACCACUAAUAUACUUUCUGUCUAGAUGGAUUUGUCUAUUUUGCAUAUUUCAUACAAAAGAAGUCAUGUAAUUUGUGGCCUCCUAUGUCUGCGUUGCUUCACUUGGCAUCAUGUUUUUAAGACUCCUUCAUGUCAUAGCGUAUGUCAGUGCUCCAUUCCUUUAUAUGGCUAAAAUAAUACUCCAUUGUGUGAGUGUGUACCACAUCUCUCGUCUAGCCAUUCAUCACUUGAUGGACAGGAACAAUGACUUUUAAGUAUUAAGAUUGUAAGUUCAAUAUUAGUGUGACUGCACUUAAAAUUGAUGAUGUCAGGAUUAUACAUGGUGUAAACACGAUGCUGUAUAGAAAUGAUUCGUAAAUUAUUUGUCAUUUCAUGCAAGUAUGAUUAUUUUUUAAGGCCCCUUUUAACUCUGGUUUUAUGAAAUAUGUGAAUGUAUUUUGAAUAAAGUUUAAUGCAUUAAGCAUUAAUUUAAAAUUUGAAUGAGAGCAAUGUUUGGCAGAUAUGAGGUUAUUUGCCACAUGCUGUAAUGAUCAUGUUCUAAAUUUAUUUCAAUAUGCAGUAUUUGAAAAAUGUCAAUACAUAAUGGAAAGGAAAUAAGUAUAAUUGAGUCAAUAUAUUUUUAAAGCAAUUUUUAUAAUUUAGCAGACAUUGCAUCUUAAUAUAAGUCACUAUUAAAGUUAUGUCCUUGUGAAAAAUGUGAUGUUAUUUUUCUGUUUUUUGAUUAAUCAUGUAAAAUAGAUUUCUUUGCUACAUGUCCUGUUUACUUUUGAUAAGCUAUUGCUUGCCUCUGUGGAAUGUUAUACUUGUUGCUAUUCCAUGCCCCCACCCAUCCCUCUCACAUAUAAAAUGUUCAGUUUUUUUUUUUUUUAAGUCAUGAGAUAUUUUAUUCUUUUGUGGGGACCUUAAUUCAGAUCUUUGUUAUUGAUGGAACUCAUUUUUUAUUUCUUACAUCUCCCUCCUUUUCUUCCUCUCCCCCACUUCUUUUUUCCUUUUUUCUUUUUUUCCUUCCCUCCAUCCUUCCUUCUCUUCUUCCCUCUCCUGUUUUUGACCUUCCUUCCUCCCUCCCUCCUUACCUUCCUUUUGUUCUUAUCUAUCAAUAUAAUCACUUUGUUUCUUUCAGAUGAGAUUGGAAUGAAAUUGUUCAGCUGUGACCAGAAAUUUAUUUUCCAAGUAGAUUGCCAAGAAUUGCGAAUGAAGAGGGCCCAUUUGCAUCUUCUUAAAUUAUUCAGUUAUCUGCUUUAUUGCUCCAUAUGGGAAACUUAAAAUUGUUGAGUUGUGCAUUACUGUAUUUUACCUUGUUGCUUAGUUUCUACAUGUUUAUUUUCAGUAAUGGCUGAAAGUGUUAACUGUUCCAUAUUUUUAGCACAAUGUGCUGCAUAUAGUUCCCAAUAAGCAAUUAAGGUUACAUGUGUACAGAAUUUCACUUUAGGUUAACUAAAUAUUGCCUGGGUUUAGUUGUAUUUUUUCCAAUCUGAAAUGCUUCCUUUUUAUUGUUUGAAACUGAAAAUAAACAAUUAUUGAACUAUUUUGAA